AUGUCCGGCAUGCAUUCUGGUCCCAAAAUUGUCGCUGCAGACAGUAACAUGCAACUACGACGCUUUGCGAAAACGAAGGACCCAAAAGACGUCGCAUUUACUGAUCAAGAAGAAGUGGAUUGGUAUUGGGUUAAAGAUAACCAAGUCGUCCAAUACCGUAACGCAGCAACUGAUGGCUGUAGCGCGUGGCAAGCUCUCGAGAAGGGCCGCGGGCGUACCGAUCAUCUAGAUCAAAAUGGUGCAUUUGCAUGCACUUGUGGCCAUGGCCUUCCUCUGGCCAUUACAGACAUUACAACGCCUGGUGAACAAUUCACCUACGUCCUCAGUUGCUUGAAAAAAGAAUCGUUGGAUUGUAUUAAGGAUGUCCCUAUUGCUGUCGGUAUAUUCCACAUCACCGGACAUGCCCCACGGUGCCAGAUCCACUACCAUCCUCGCCUCAAGGAAGGGUGGGGAAUACAGGAUGGUGAGCAUCUUGAACGGCUCUGGUCUUUCCUCAACGGAUUUGUUGCCAUGACACGCAACAUGUCGUCUCUCAACAGACGGCUCACCUUGACUACUGCUCUUGACUUUUACACGCAGCAAAGAACAGACAAUAUUGGUGUGAACCUCCGGCGUAAGUAUAAACGCGCUUUGGAACUUAAAUCCGAUGCUUUGAAGACACUUUUGAAAGCCGGUAUUCAAGAAGGUGACGAGAAUUCUCUUGCAUCAAUGGCAAGGAAAUGGAAGGAGCACGUGGAUGAGACGGUUCAGAGGGACACAAACAACACCCGUCAAGGAGGAAGAAUUGGUGCCGCCAGUAGGGCUGUGGAGAACCUGCGCCUGGCCAUUGGCAUCUAUGACCUCAUAGAGAGAGCCUUUAAACAGCAGGGAAAUGGCCAAAAAUGGGGACCUGCAAUUUUCCGCUAUUGA
This is a messenger RNA of Zychaea mexicana, 909 nucleotides long. RefSeq lists its product as uncharacterized. The record is from RefSeq and is a predicted model, not a curated record. The transcript is spliced from 7 exons. The coding region runs from base 1 to 909 and encodes 302 amino acids. Lineage: Eukaryota; Fungi; Mucoromycota; Mucoromycetes; Mucorales; Lichtheimiaceae.